AUGACUGUCCUUGAAAUUCGAGAGGCCAUGCAGUUUUUGCUUACUAAAUUCGACCGUUUCUAUCUUAUGAUCGAUGCCCUGAACGAGACGCCAUAUGAUGACGAAGUAAUCGAGACCCUCAUAUCACUGUGUGAGCAGCACGCGAAAUUGCGAGUUUUAGUUACAAGUACGCGCGAGCCAUUUCGGGACACACAGCACAUUUUCGUGAGAAGAAUGAAUGAGCCGGCGAUAAAUUUGGACAUCAAAAUGUAUGUCCGGCAGCGACUCCAGACUGAGAGCCGGUUUAAAUGGCUGGAUCCGAUCAGUCGGAACGAGAUUACACUUUGCAUAAUCACAUCAUCAGACGGCACUCACUAUGAGGUUGUAGCUGAGCAGGGAACUAGGUUUCGGUGGGCUAAGCUCUGCAUGGAUCAACUCAGCCGCCAUCGCACGGUCAAACACAUGAAGGAUGCGCUUAAAUCCAUCCCUACGACACUUAACGAGACGUACGCCGCUAUGCUUUCUCGGAUUGCUCCCGAAGACAAGGAGAUUGCGCGUGAGGCUCUCGCAUGGCUCUGCUUCUCCCUUCGUCCAGUAUGCCUGCGCGAGCUGGCUGAAGCCGUGGUUCUGCGCGAAGAUGACACCUCCCUGGAUAACGAUGCCAGACUUGGCGACCCGGCCGUGCUCUUUGAAAUUUGCCAAGGCCUGAUAUACAAUAACGAGGGUGAACUGACACUGGCUCAUGACUCGAUUCGAACAUUUCUUCUGUCUGAUUGGAUUCGCGAGUCUAUAGUGGCAGAAUUCGCAGUAGAUCCCGCGUCAGUUCAUCGGAAGAUCAUGCGCAAGUGUCUUACUUAUCUGAGCCUACGGGAGUUUGCCUCGGGACCGGUAUUGACACAGCGCUCUCUCAACUCUCGCAUCUGCAAUUACCCACUGCUUGGAUAUGCCUCGCAGCUGUGGCCGAUUCAUUCCGAGCGAUUCGACUUGCAGCCGGAAGAUACGAAUGAUAUUCUCACGUUUUUCAGAACCAAGGGGAACCCCAACUCGGGUGCAUUUGGGGCGUGGGUGCAGCUUCUCCUGGGAACGUUAGAUCUGGAUACCAUUCACCGGACUGAGCCUCUUUACUAUGCUGCUUCCUAUAAUAUGGUAUCGAUCCUCAAGAUUCUUCUACGGCACGUGAGUGAUGUGGACGUGAACAAGAGAGGUGGUCGACACUCAUCCACGCCGCUGUUUGUGGCAGUGUGGCGGGGGAAUCUCGAGGCCGCGAAGCUGCUGUACAAGUCCGGUGCUGACCCAUACUUGUUAGACAACACCGGACCUGAAUCCUAUCGGCAUGGAGCAAAUCGGUGCCAUGAUAAGGACUACUGCCCCUCUGCCAUCGGAGCUGAGGAGAUGAGCCUACAGGACGAUGCCUCCGCCAAGGACAACCAAUAUCCACGUUCUAUUGGGUCUCGGUGCCAAUUUGACACACUGGAGCAAUGUCUACACCCGCCUUUCGUGCGGAGAGAACUACAAAAUCUGCCUGGGACAAUGGAUGCGACACAUGCACAAAUUCUACGACGGAUACGUCCGAAUCAACUAAGCACGGCGAAACGCCUUCUACAAUUUUUGACUUACAGCGAACGGCCUCUGAAGCUUGAGGAAGCGAAAAUCGAAUGCCAAUUCACGAGGAAUAUCUCAUAUCAGACCGACUGGAGCCAGAUUUGGCUGAAGGACUUGUGA
Clonostachys rhizophaga is the source of this 1701-nucleotide messenger RNA. Lineage: Eukaryota; Fungi; Ascomycota; Sordariomycetes; Hypocreales; Bionectriaceae. The record is from the annotation of a GenBank genome assembly.